Molecule: messenger RNA, 849 nt
Organism: Perkinsus marinus ATCC 50983
Lineage: Eukaryota; Perkinsozoa; Perkinsida; Perkinsidae
Exons: 2
Coding region: 20-820 (266 amino acids)
Biological process (GO): response to metal ion; phytochelatin biosynthetic process
Molecular function (GO): glutathione gamma-glutamylcysteinyltransferase activity; metal ion binding
Source: RefSeq, a predicted model, not a curated record
GUUUGGGGUUUUCCCUAGGAUGCCGCCUUCUGAUAUAGAAGGAUUGCAGUUCCUCUUCGCUGAGGAGUUCCCGGCUGAGCAGGAGCAGCAAUGUAUCUAUGGGUUAAUGAGACGAAAGCACAUGUCCAGGGAGGAGGCGCUAGGAGUUCACCCAAAAUACGAACAGCAAUUGUGUCUGCUACGGUCUGAAGAGGGUUUGAGGAGAUUACUCGCGAGCAGCCGAAGUGGCAUCACUCAAUACAGACGGCAGCAGACCAACGCUACGUGUGGUGUAGCGUCGAUGGCUAUGGUGUUAGCUUCUGUCAGUGGUAGGAUGCUCAGUGAUGAGGCUAUGCUGGAUGAGGGAAUCUUCGCUGUGCGCAAAGAUACUCUGAUGAGGGAAGGGAUGACACUGGUCCAGUUACACGACAGUUGCCGUCGAAUGGGAUGGGAUACGGUGAUUGCGAGACCGCGUAGUGUGACAGAGUUGGAGAAUCUUCUUGCGCACAGCGAAGAUUUGUUGAUUCUGAAUUAUGAUAUGACUGCGGCUGGGCAGGUCCCUUGGGGAGGGCAUUUUGCGCCUAUUGGAGGGUAUCACGAGGAGACCGGUAGCGUGUUAGUGUUGGAUCCUUGGCCCUACACAGAGCCUGUGUGGAUUGAUUUAGAGAAGAUCGUUGGGUCGACACAAGGGUGUGAUAAGAAGUCAGGAGAACCCAGAGGGAUACUCAGAAUUGCAGUAUCACGGGUAUCCUCGGUAAUCUGCUCUGACUUUACAGCAAGGUCUGAUACUACUGGGAAGCGCCACGUGUUGCAAAACUCAGCAACAGUUGGAGAUUUUUGAAGUCGUCAUUCAUGAGCGCUCUCAGUUUC